Messenger RNA from Postia placenta MAD-698-R-SB12, 2664 nucleotides. RefSeq lists its product as hypothetical. The record is from RefSeq and is a predicted model, not a curated record. The transcript has 4 exons. Gene Ontology annotation, molecular function: sequence-specific DNA binding; zinc ion binding; DNA-binding transcription factor activity, RNA polymerase II-specific. The annotation marks the transcript as partial. Gene Ontology annotation, biological process: positive regulation of transcription by RNA polymerase II; DNA-templated transcription. Lineage: Eukaryota; Fungi; Basidiomycota; Agaricomycetes; Polyporales; Adustoporiaceae.
CAGUGCGACUCCAAGCAUCCUCGCUGCACCGCCUGUGCCACUGCCGGCACCGUCUGCCACCAGGAGGACCGCCACAGGCAGACCCUCACUCCCCGCGGCCAUACAGAGCGUAUCGAACGCCAGCUCCUCCAAUGCGACGCCCUCCUCAAGCGGCACUACCCCGGCUUCACCCUCGAGUCUCUCGACGAGAUUUGCCACCGCGAGGGCAUCGAGGUCGAUGUCAACGAGCAGACCCUCACCUCUACUUUCCAAUUCGCCCAGAACCCACCCUCCGGCUCAAGCACACGCCCUUUCUCUCUGCGCUCAGAGGUCCCCCAACCACCACCCGGCGGCUCGCCCCCUCGUCCUUAUCCAUACGGCCAUCCCCCUCCUCCCGGCCAACAUAUGAUGCCUUACGGCCACCCAGCUAUGCCUAUGCCUUACCCGCACCCAGGUUCGCCGUACGGUCCCCCUCCUCCCCACCCCCACAUGAUGCAGGGCCCGCCCGGCUACAACCCCCACAUUUACCCGCCAUUCCAACACCCUCUGCAGCCCCACCCAGUCAUGCAGCGACCCCCAUCGGCGCACGACAUCAAGGGUCAGGACCCACUCUCGUAUAACAUGGCCGAUACGAGGGCAUUAGCGAAGACCUUCGACGUCGAUGAGGCAAUAGUCGCUGACCUGGAGAUCCACGUAGCCGACAGGGAAGACAUCGGUGUGGGCUCUGCUGGGCUCGUUUCGGCACGCGAUCGCGACGUCGCAGAGCCAUCGCUCCCGCGGGACGCAAGCAAAUGGAUCUCGGUCAAGGUCGAUGUGCGGCAUAGUAGUGUCGCGGCGACUGGCCCUACUAGCGCGCCGGAUGACAACAGUAGUAUUUUGAUGUGGCUCCCCAAGGACCGCGCAAUGGUAACCCACAUUCUCGAGGUGUUCUUCAGGCGCCUCAACUUUCACCGUCCGGUCUUCAUACGCAGCGAUUUCGAGCAGACUCUGGACGCGCUAUACGCUGGCGAGACACAGCAGCACGACCCCGGUUUUGUUUGUAGCGUAUACCUAGCUCUCGCGCUGGGCACGCUCAGCGAGCUCAACCACCGCUCAAGGAGCCUCGAGAAGGACGGGGAGGCAAUUUUGACAAGCCCGACGGCACCGCGGAAGCUGAUGCCGGCAACCUGGCCUGAGCACGAGGAGUUUUUCGACCGCGCGCUCGCAGUCAAACCUGACCUACGGGUAACAGUAUCCAGUCUUCAGGCGCUCAUCUUGUUACAUUGGUAUCUGUACACCGAGCGACAAGGACGCACUCUUUGGCGUUUGGUCGGCAGCUUGGUUCGGCUCGCAAUCGAGCUGGGCCUACACCAUGACCCCACACCGCAAUCUCAGGUCUUCUCAGAAGCGGAAUGCCAGCUUCGCAUCUGCCUUUGGAGCAUUGUGCUGCUACAUGACCGUGGCACAUCCAUCCUACUUGGGCGCCCGCUCGCCAUCGCACCGUCGGAUUCGAAUACACCCCAGCCGUCACGCAGCAAGUCUGUCCAGGCGUCCGAGCAUUUCGUGCUGUCCGCCCCUGUCGCAGAAAUACAGGCGGAUAUUAUUAACUCACUGUAUGCACCCACGAGGCAGACCGGCGACGCGAUCAUAAGGCACGCGACCCGCAUCAAGAAGAGCAUGGCCGAGUUCCGGAGGCAACUCCCGGACAACUACAGGUGGUUCUUCAGCGGUACGGAGAGCUGGGACGAUGAGCGGCGUACAAAGCUGGUGCAAGAUAUCACGGAGGAUCAAGGUUUGACCCUGCUGAAGAUCGGCAUCACAAGAAUACUGCUACUACGAGCGUUAUUCAGUUCCAAGGAGCUCGACUAUCGACACCGCUUCGGGGCAUUAAACGAUGCGAUCCGCACGUCGCACAACAUCAUCGUAGUUCACAACCAGUUGAUACGCUUCCCGGACAUCGCAUUCUUUGUCUCGCCUAUUCCACUUCAUAUCUCAGCCAUGGUCAUUUUAUAUGGUCAUAUGUCCCGCUGCCAUCCCAUCAAGCACCAAGUAGCCCUCGAGGACGUGUGGAUGGCUCUGGAUAUGCUGCCAAGCUUCCGCUGGCGCUGGGAACGCAAAGACUUGAACGGCGGGCAUCCCCUCAUCGCGCGUCUUGCCGAGAAGGUCCUCAACGUCAACUUGCACCAGGUCGCGCCGACCACCGCGCCAAUGCUCAUCUCCGAGAUCGACUGGGAGAAUGAGAGCGUGAUUUCGCCGAAGGAUGGUUCCCAGGGUACCUCGAGCACCAGUCCGACGAUUGGACCUGCGCAGUAUCCCGGUGGCCUUGUCCAAUAUGGACCGCAGACCCCCAGCACUAGUUCAUCCGGCAAGGGCAGCCCCGGGCGCAGUAGUGUCAAUGGUGGCCCUGGCACCCCAGCCGACAAGCUGGCCGAGGUGCCUGCUGGCUUGUUCUAUCCAUUCUACCCUGAGAACCAGAAUGCGGCUGCCAACGCGGCUGCUGCCGCAGCGGCCGCGAAUGGAUCUGGCGGCGGGGAUUUCAAUCACCUCUUGGCUGCGGCUGCCGCAUCUCAGCCGAUAGGCACUUAUGGCUACCAGGCGUCACAGGAGUCGUACAUGCUGGAAGAGACGAAGCCAUCGACGGCAUCCUCCGUGGGAAUGCAGAUGUGGGUGAGUGGAAUUCGUUGGUCAUCCCGAAGUCUUGUCUAA